UAGCUGUCUCGCUUUCGUCACACAACGCGCAAUUUGUAUUUGUUUUGUUUAAAUUCCGUUUUUAAUUGUUAAUUCUUAGAUUUAAACAAUGGCUUCGUUUCUGGACAUGCUGACGGGCAGUUCGAGCGUCGACCUGAAAAAGUGCGGCGACGUGGUGGUCUCGCCCAGUGAUAAUAUGCUGGCGAUUUACUGUCACUUCUGCCGGGACAUUUUCACCCAUUUGCCGGAGUUUUUGAGACACCUCCAGUGGGCGCAUGUGGACCAGUUGCACUUCACCAAGGAGCACAACGUGUACAGCGUGGAGGAGCUGAUGUCCGAUGAGGAGGAAUUUCAGUCCACGGGGGGCAACAGCAGCAGCGGCGGCGACUCCGGGGUGCAGGCAGAAUCUGAGGAAUCUGUGGCCUUCAAGGGUUUCCAGGAUGACUCCAACGAUAGCCACGAAAAACGUAAGUAACUAGGUGCCCUUCCUCAAAAGUAUCAUUUAAAUCCAAUUACUUAACCCCCAGUUGCACUCAAUCCGCCUGAAGAGAAGGAAUCUAAGGUGGAACAUCACGGUUUCAAAGGACCUCGCAACAAGACUGAAAAUGCGGGGAAAUUCCUGAAGAUAUGCGACCUGAAAAGCCAUUCCAUAGCCAGGAAGUCGAGGAAACAAAUGAGUUCGGUAAAGAGCCGCAUCCUACAAGCCAUUAAAGGCGAUUUGCUGGAUCCGUUUCAAAUGAAGCCUUCGAAACCCAGCAGCAAUCUCCCCAUAAGCGAACCUCUGCAAGAAGAGAACAUACCCACGCAUACCUAUCAAACUCCUCCUAAACCAGCACCGAAACCAUCAAAUUUAAGUGUAAGGAAGUCUACAUUAACCCAGGCACAUGUCACUUUGGCAUUGAAGAAAACAGCUGAGAAUCUUCAAGCUAACACCUCCUCAACUGUGGAGAAACAAGUAGUCCACAUCGCCAAACCGGCUAACCAAGGUGAAGUGGUGAAAAAAAGAAAAUCAUCUCCCUUACAAAUAAAGCAGGUGGAGGUCCUGCCAACUCUUAAAACACUUCCCAAGACAUUAUUUAAGGCUCAACAUGCCAUUAAAAAUAGUGUAGUUACUUCUAAACCAGAACCAAAAAGAGUUAUUAAAGAGAUUGUUGAGCCCCAAGUGGGAAAACUAGACAAAAAACCAAGUUCUCCUGCCCUCACAUUAAAAACACCUCUUAAUACACUUCCAAAGACUUUGUUUAAGGUAAAAGACAGUGCAAACACAUCGUCCAACCCACAACAAACUAACAAACAGUCGAUAAAAAUAGUUCCUUAUGAGAAUCACGAUCAGCAACAGAGAGAAAGAAAGAUUCUGAGGCUUAAUCAGGAGCAAAGCAUCAGUCUCAAACUAAAUGCAAUCAAUACACAAAACAAAAUAGAGAUAUCUAAUGAUAGUACUGAAAACAAAAAUGCGAAACCUGAAAAAUUGGAGGUGUUUGUCCAGCCUAUAAUAAAAAAGGGUCUCACCAGUCACAAAAAUGCAACUUAUAAUAACUUGUAUACACUUUUGAAAAAAAUCGGUUUGCCAGCAAUAUUAGACGAAAGCUACGAGGGCAGGAUAAAGAUGGACGAGUUGGAGAAAUUGCGCGAGAAGGCUGCCAAGUUUAGUAAAAUCUACAGCAAGUACGAUUCCAUUUGGAACAAUAGAAGUGUGAAGUCGCCAGAACACACUUCUUUUAUGGUUUCCGCUCUGACUACAGAAGUAAACUCGGCGAUAAUGUGCACGCUGACGAACACAGAAAUGAAACGCAUUAUUAACUUGAUUUCAGCUUGGCACAAAGAUAUGAAAUAUGAGAUUUUCAAGAAGACAACUCUGCCGGCCUCCACUGAACAUUAUCUAAGUUUAUUCCGAUUUUUGCCAAUUAAUUUUGCAUACUUUUGCGAAAGUUGCGACGAAGUAUUUUCCUCUGAAGAAGUCUACAAGAAGCAUUUGCUGAGUCACAAUCCCAUGCUGUACCGUUGCAAAGUAUGCGCUAAAUGCUUCAAGCACAAGGGAUUUUACGAUAAACAUAUGCGAAUUCAUUUAGAGGAAGAAAAGGAGAAGGUUCCUAGUUAAAGUUGUACUUUUUGUCAAACGCUACACUUUGAUUUGUAGUUGUCAAAGAGAAAUUCAUUUUUCUGUUCAAGUUUAAAGCUAAAUGUUGCUUUACUGUCAUUUAAAAGUAAAGACUGUCAAGUUAUCUUAAUUAUAAAAUUAUUAAAUUAAAUAUUUUGUAACCAUUCUAUUCUAUUUUUGAGUUAUAAAUAAAUAACAACAUUUCACA
Molecule: messenger RNA, 2285 nt
Organism: Drosophila takahashii
Lineage: Eukaryota; Metazoa; Arthropoda; Insecta; Diptera; Drosophilidae
Source: RefSeq, a predicted model, not a curated record